Molecule: messenger RNA, 2051 nt
Organism: Cydia strobilella
Lineage: Eukaryota; Metazoa; Arthropoda; Insecta; Lepidoptera; Tortricidae
Gene: Y-d
Product: protein yellow-like
Exons: 7
Coding region: 479-1924 (481 amino acids)
Cellular component (GO): extracellular region
Source: RefSeq, a predicted model, not a curated record
ACGAGAAAAAUUACUAUUUAAUAUGGUAAAGUCGACUCAAUUCAAAACAUGGUAAACAUAUAUGGUAUCCACGAAUGUUGUAGCCGAUUGCUUACUGGCUUUAGAUUCUAAGAAGUGUUUACCUUCGGCGCUUAUGUGAUCCAAUUCCCAGCAAAUUUUUGAUUGUUAUAUUUUUUUUAUAUGCGGCGUAUUAAAUUAAAUUUGUAAUGCUUAUGCGACCUAAAUAUUUACACUUGGACGUAUGCAAGGUAUGUGUUUGACAUAUCGAUAUAAAGCUGUGGCUCGGGAGAUUUCCGUUACUUCUGAUAUGCUGCCUUGCUGCCAACUGCCACAGGCGCGCGGCUAAACAAAUACUUUAGCUAGGAAUCAAGGCGAACAAAAACCCAGUGUGCUUAAAAAACUCGUUUUGACAAAAAUUAAGGAACUGUUUCUAGUGACGUUAUAUAAACGUUUUAAACCUGUGUGUUAUCGAUAAACGAUGGUGUUGGCGAUGGAGGAUCAACAAGCUCGGUUUUGUGGACCGCUGCUCAGCCAAUAUGACCCAGCAGUGCUAGACGUGUUUAAAUUAGAAAUGGCGUACGGCAUCGAGCGGUUCUUCUUCCUGUCGUACUGCCUGGCGUGCUGCUGGCCGCAGCUGCAGGUGACGGGGCAGACGCGCGGGCUCCGCACGGUGCGCCAGUGGGCCGAGCUGGACUUCCAGUUCCCAUCCGAGUCCAUGCGCUCGGCCGCCUUGGCCAACCGGAAUUAUGUUCCUGGAAACUCGGUGCCUAUUGAUGUCGAUGUGCAGCAUAGACGAGGCAAUUUGCAAUCGCGCAUCUUCGUGACCAUCCCCCGGUUCGAUGAGGGACGGCCGAUGACGCUGGGCACAGUGGACGAGAACGCGCGCAUUUAUCCAUACCCUGACUACACCUGGCAUGACAACCAGGGGCACAACUGCGAUGGCAUGACCUCCGUCUUCAGAGUAGCUAUCGAUGAGUGCAACCGGCUUUGGGUGAUGGACACGGGCAAGAUCGGGGACAACCAGGUCUGUCCGCCGCAGCUCCUGGCCUUCGACCUGAGCAACGACAUUCUGAUCUACCGACACAGAGUCAAUGCCUCAAACUAUGUGGAGUCUUCACUGUUUAUUACCCCAGUGGUAGACAUCCGCAAGUCCAGCCCCGAGGACUGCGCGGACACGUUCGUGUACGUGGCUGACGUUACCGGCUUCGGCAUACUGGUCGUGGAUGUGGCGCGUGACCGUUCCUGGCGCGUCACGCAUCGGCUCAUGUUCCCCUUCCCAUCGCGCGGGAGCUUCACUAUUGAUGGUGAGAGUUUCGACCUGAUGGAUGGAGUGCUAGGGAUGGCGCUGUCGCCGUGGCGACGAGGGCGCGAUCGUUACCUUUACUUUCAUUCGCUCGCCUCCACUACUGAGAAUGUAGUCAGGACCGGCGUGCUGCGCAAUGACUCCUUCAUCGAAGAUUCCAACGCCGACCCCCGCUCCAUUAAUGUUUUCCCGGAGGAACGCACGUCACAGUCAGCAGCCGAGGCCAUGGACCGCGACGGCGUCCUCUUCUUUGGGCUCAUGGACCCUCCAAGCAUAUGGUGCUGGAACUCUGCCACCGAAUACACUCCACGAAACUUCCAUCAAAUCGCCAUUGACAGAGAGACACUACAGUUCGCCAGCGGCAUGAAGAUUAUUAACAAUCUUAAAGGCGAUCAAGAACUCUGGAUCUUGACUUCCAGCUUUCAAAGAGUUAUGACAGGAUCUCUCAAUUCUAACAGAGUAAACUUUAGAAUUCACGCCCAAAGUGUUUCUCGGCUUCUAGAAGGUUCCGCAUGCAGGACUCCCCCAAAGGAUCGGUACCAUGGCUACCAUGCGAAUCUUAUUACGCCGACGGGAUACAGACGUAUUACUCCCAAAUAUGGCGUUGUAUCACAUCUUUAGAAAUUAGUGCAUUUUAUGAACAUUUGCUCAAUACUAUAAUGUGGUACAACUGGCCAUAUAGGGGCGAUUAUUUUUAAACUUGUUUGAUAAGUAUUUAAAUAAAUUAUUAAUGACAAUAACAAAAUAA